Molecule: messenger RNA, 495 nt
Organism: Drosophila kikkawai
Lineage: Eukaryota; Metazoa; Arthropoda; Insecta; Diptera; Drosophilidae
Gene: Srp14
Product: signal recognition particle 14
Biological process (GO): SRP-dependent cotranslational protein targeting to membrane
Cellular component (GO): signal recognition particle, endoplasmic reticulum targeting
Molecular function (GO): endoplasmic reticulum signal sequence receptor activity; 7S RNA binding
Source: RefSeq, a predicted model, not a curated record
UGUCCUAAAAAAUCCAGGCUUAACUGUCAGUGUCACUUCGCCCAUUUCUCUCUUUUUUAUUUGCCACGAAAUGGUUUUGCUGGACAAUUCCAACUUCAUCCUGCGCCUGGAGAAGAUCGCCAAUGCGGCGAAGAAGGACUCCUCCUUUACGUUAACAUUCAAGCGCUAUGAUGGCCACGACAAGCCCGUGCCCAGAGCCGGCAGACCGCCAUUGCCCAAGCCAGCUACCUACAUGUGCCUAAUUCGAGCCCAGUCCAAGUCGCAGAAGAUUUCCACCGUCGUGCGCCAGGAGGAUGUGCCCACAAUGAUGGGCAUGUACUCGCAGUUCAUGAAGAGCAAAAUGGAUGGCCUGAAGCGCGUGAAGAAGGUGAAAAGCAAGGCCAAGGCGACGAAGGGAUAGUGUGUGGGGCUGGGAAUAUGAGUUCGUGGGUCUUAGGUAGAUUUUAUUUGACUGUUACCAGGUCUUUCGUUUUAAAUGCAUAAUUUUCUACAACA